GCCGGCCUUCCUCAACCCCUCCACCUCGACGCUCCCCCACUGUCCCUCUUUGCUUUGCCUUCCUCUUCUUUCCCUUCCUCUUUCUCUCAACCAUCCAUCUCUCUCCAAUUCAUCCUCUUUUCUCUUCACACGCUCAGAAACCAAAGACAAAAUGGCUUCUUACCCCCUUCUUUGCUUGGAGAACCCUCUCCUCGACAUCCAGGCUGUCGGUGACGCUGCUCUCUUGCAGAAGUAUGGCCUGAAGGACAACGAUGCCAUCCUUGCUGAGGAGAAGCACAUGGGUAUCUACGAUGAACUGCUCUCGAAGCCCGAUGUUAAGUUGAUUGCUGGUGGUGCUGCUCAGAACACUGCCCGUGGUGCUCAGUACAUGCUUCCCGACAACUCGGUCGUUUACAUUGGCUGUGUCGGUAAGGACAAGCACGCCGACACCCUCAAGGAGGCCUGUGUUAAGGCUGGUGUCCACACCGAGUACCGUGUCGACGAUGUCCAGCCCACUGGCAAGUGUGGUGUUAUCAUCACUGGCCACAACCGCAGCAUGUGCACCCACCUCGCUGCUGCUAACGAGUACAAGGUUGAUCACUUGAAGCAGCCUCACAUCUGGUCUGUCGUCGAGAAGGCCGAGUACUUCUACGUCGGUGGUUUCCACCUUACUGUCUCUGUUCCUGCCAUCCUGGCUCUUGCUGAGGAGGCCGCCGCUAAGAACAAGCCCUUCUUGCUUUCUAUCUCCGCCCCUUUCAUCGCUCAAUUCUUCAAGGACCAGCUUGACCAGGUCCUCCCUUACACCGACUACACUUUCUGCAACGAGACUGAGGCCCGUGCCUACUCUGAGAGCCACGGCUGGAAUACCGAUGACGUUGUUGAAAUCGCCAAGAAGCUGGCUCUGUUGCCCAAGAAGAACACCAACCGCCCAAGAAUCGCUGUCGUCACCCAGGGCACUCUCCCCACCGUGACCGCUUCUGCUAAGCCUAACGGUGAGGUCGAAGUUAAGGAGGUUCCCGUCCAUGAAAUCGCCAAGGAAAGCAUCAAUGACACCAACGGUGCUGGUGAUGCUUUCGCCGGUGGUUUCUGUGCUGGUGUUGUCCAGAAGAAGUCUCUGGAGGAGAGCGUUGACAUGGGCCAGUGGCUCGCACGCCUCAGCAUCCAGGAGUUGGGAGCUUCCUACCCCUUCCCCAAGCAGACCUACUCCUCGUAAAUUUCUGACAAACCUCCCUCGAAAAGCCCCAUGAGCAUGACCAUGGGGUAAUCGCAUGUUACAGCAAAAAA
Messenger RNA from Aspergillus wentii DTO 134E9, 1263 nucleotides. RefSeq names its product adenosine kinase. Bases 152 to 1192 code for a protein of 346 amino acids. NCBI's taxonomy places the organism in Eukaryota, Fungi, Ascomycota, Eurotiomycetes, Eurotiales, Aspergillaceae. Gene Ontology annotation, molecular function: adenosine kinase activity. Gene Ontology annotation, cellular component: nucleus; cytosol. The transcript has 7 exons. The record is from RefSeq and is a predicted model, not a curated record. Gene Ontology annotation, biological process: purine ribonucleoside salvage.